Molecule: messenger RNA, 5388 nt
Organism: Phaeoacremonium minimum UCRPA7
Lineage: Eukaryota; Fungi; Ascomycota; Sordariomycetes; Togniniales; Togniniaceae
Product: putative chitin synthase 8 protein
Exons: 3
Coding region: 1-5388 (1795 amino acids)
Cellular component (GO): myosin complex; cell periphery; cell septum
Molecular function (GO): cytoskeletal motor activity; chitin synthase activity; ATP binding
Source: RefSeq, a predicted model, not a curated record
AUGGCCGAUAGGGCCUUCCUCCGCCUCGGCCACCGGUCAGAGAACCAAGCUGUCUUGUUCUUGGGAGAAUCUGGCUCCGGCAAGACUACAGUCCGAUCCCACCUCUUGACUGCGCUCCUCAAUAAAUCAUCAACACCUUUGUCUAACAAGGUCUCCCUUGCUGCCUAUGUGUUCGACACUCUCACCACCACAAAGACCGCUACGACCCCUACCGCAUCGAAAGCCGGCUUGUUCUACGAGCUUCAGUACGAUACUGCUUCGACAACAAACCCCAUGCUGAUUGGAGGCAAGCUUCUGGACCAUCGUCUUGAAAGGAGCCGGAUUGCAGAUGUCCCCACUGGCGAACGGAACUUUCAUGUCCUCUACUACCUUCUAGCCGGUACGAGCGGUGCCGAGAAAGCACAUCUUGGAUUUGAAGCGCCUGGAGGCACAGUGCAGAAGAGAUGGAGAUAUCUUGGCCACCCGACGCAGCUGAAGGUUGGUAUCAAUGACGCCGAGGGCUUCCAAAUGUUCAAGACCGCCCUGCGCAAGCUUGAAUUCCCUCGAAGUGAAAUUGCCGAAAUCUGCCAGAUCUUGGCCAGCAUUCUGCACAUAGGACAGCUAGAGUUCGAGACGGCAGCCGACACCAACGCCACAGGUGACGACAGUGGUGGGUUCUCCCACGAGGGUGCCCAAACGAUCACUGCUGUCAAGAACAAGGAUGUUCUUGGUAUUGUUGCCGCCUUCCUCGGCGUCAGCGCUCAAGAUCUGCAGACAACGAUGGGAUACAAGACUAAGAUGAUCCACAAGGAAAGAGUUACGGUCAUGUUGGAUCCCACCGGUGCUCGAGGCAAUGCCAAUGAACUAGCGAGAACUCUCUACUCGCUUCUUGUUGCCUAUGUCAUCGAGACUAUCAACCAGAAGAUCUGUGCACCCGAGGAGGCCAUUGCAAAUACUAUCUCGAUCAUCGAUUUCCCUGGCUUCUCUCAGCAGUCCUCCACUGGUUCAGCACUCGACCAGCUGUUGAACAAUGCUGCCGCUGAAUCUCUGUACAACUUGACUCUUCAGAACUUCUUCGAUCGCAAGGCUGAAAUGCUAGAGACCGAAGAAGUUGCAGUACCGGCAACUAGCUACUUUGACAAUUCAGAUGCUGUCAAGGGUCUUCUCAAAUCUGGAAAUGGUUUGUUGAGCAUUUUGGAUGACCAGACUCGCCGAAACCGCACGGAUAUGCAGCUUCUGGAGAGUUUCAGGAAGCGAUUUGAAGGCAGAAACCCCGCCAUCACAGUUGGCUCUGCGACUGCAAAGCUUCCCGGUAGCAAUUUCUUUACCGAGAACACUGCCGCUACUUUCACUGUCAGGCAUUUUGCAGGUGAAGUGGAGUAUCCUAUUAAGGGUCUCGUGGAGGAGAACGGCGAGGUGAUCUCAGGCGACCUCCUGAAUCUAAUUAACUCUACGAAGAGCGACUUUGUUGCUCGUCUCUUCGGCCAGGAGGCACUGCAGACUGUGACCCAUCCUCAGGAGCGCUCGACUGUGAUGCAAGCCUCCGUCAGCUCAAAGCCUAUGCGAGCUCCUAGUGUCAUGUCAAGAAAGACGCGUUACCGUCCAGGCACGUCUCGGACGAAGAAUGAGUCUAUAGACCACCGUCCUGGCACUGCCCGGCGACAAGACUCGUUCGACAAUCUAAGCGAGGCUGGAGAAUCCAGACGCAACAACACUCGUCACUCCGAGCAAGGCGCUUCCGGACAAUUCUUGUCCGCCCUUGACAACGUCACCAGAUCCAUCACUGCCCCUAACACCAACGCGUACUUUGUGUUCUGCCUCAAGCCCAACGAUAGACGAAUUGCGAACCAGUUCGACAGCAAAUGCGUAAGGACACAAGUUCAGACAUUCGGCAUUGCCGAGAUCAGCCAGAGAUUGAGAUCAGCAGACUUCAGCAUGUUCUUGCCAUUUGGUGAGUUCCUCGGUCUUGCCGACACAGAGACGAUCCUCGUUGGCAGUGAGCGUGAGAAAGUCGAAAAUGUCGUUGAAGAGAGACGUUGGCCAAGCAAUGAAGUAUUUAUCGGCUCCACUGGUGUCUUCGUCAGCGAAAGAAUAUGGAUGGAGAUUUCCAAUCUGAGUGAUAGCGCCUCGGCGCGGUUUGGCCUUCCGUCUGAUGCCAGUGAUGGCCUCUCACCUCCUGACAAUCCAUUCCUUGCGUCCAAGGAGCGUCUUGCGUCUGGCAACAACACCCCCGGCCCCUUUUCAGACAAGAUGAAGGCCGGCUACUUCGGCAGCAAUGAUGUAGACGCUCGGUCUGAGGCUGGUGUUUCUGCCUUCGGUGGCGGCGACAUGUUCAAGAAUCUAGACACCCGUGCGCAGAUGGCCGAAAGGGGCAAUGAGAAGGCCAUGGUGGAAGUUGAAGAGUUCAAGGACAGCGGCAGCCGCAAGCGCUGGGUCUUCGUGGUAUACCUCCUGACUUUCUUCAUCCCCGAAUUCAUGAUUCGGUGGAUCGGACGCAUGCCUCGAAAGGACGUCCGGAUGGCAUGGCGGGAGAAACUCGCUAUCAACGUCAUCAUUUGGUUCAGCUGUUUGGUCGCGGCCUUCUUCAUUGUGGUCUUCCCUAUGGUCAUCUGUCCCACUCAGCAUGUCUACACUGCCUCAGAGCUUUCAAAAUACAAUGGCAAAACCGGUAGCAAAGGCGCGUAUGUCUCUAUCCGCGGACAGGUAUUCGAUGUUGGCUCAUAUGCUCCCCACCACUACCCCAGCUACUUGCCCACCAAGCAGCUUACUCAGUAUGGCGGGCUGGAUGUUACUUCCCUGUUUCCCAUCCAAGUCUCUGCCCUAUGCCGCGGCAAGGAUAAUGAUCUCGAUCCCGCUGUUACCUUGGAUUACAAGUCUACCAACAUUACCGGGUCGGCUUCCGUCAUUAGUACUCAGGAUCUCAAUGCCCAUUACCAUGACUUCCGCUCUUUCACCAAUGACAGUCGACCAGACUGGUUUACCGAGCAGAUGAGAAUGCUGAGAGCAAACUACAAGAAAGGAAACGUUGGCUACUCGUCACAAUACAUCAAGACCUUGGCGAACAAGCAGAAUGCCAUUGCUUCGAUGAAUGGCCGUGUAUAUGACCUCACCACGUACAUUGCUGGCGGCCGUCACAUGCAGGUCAAAGCUGGCGAGGAAGCUCCUACGGAUCCAAGCAAGGUGGACUUCAUGGACCAACUCGUCGUCGAUCUUUUCCAGCAAAAGGCUGGAGGGGAUGUUUCAAAGUAUUGGGACGCACUCAGCUUGGACGCCGAUGUGAAGGGACGCAUGCAACUCUGUCUCGACAACCUCUUCUACGUCGGUGAUGUCGAUACGAGAAACUCAAUCCGGUGCCAGUUCGCUGAGUACCUGGUUCUUGCCAUCUCUAUUCUUCUCUGCACGGUCAUUGGUUUCAAGUUCUUCGCUGCUCUCCAGUUCGGUACCAAGAACAUGCCUGAGAAUCUCGACAAGUUCGUCAUGUGUCAGAUUCCAGCAUAUACGGAGGACGAAGAUUCUCUCCGCCGUGCCAUCGACUCCGCUGCCCGUAUGCGCUACGAUGAUAAGCGCAAGCUGCUUGUUAUCAUUUGCGACGGUAUGAUUAUUGGACAGGGCAACGAUCGGCCUACUCCUAGAAUUGUUCUCGACAUUCUUGGUGUUUCUGAGACAGUUGAUCCCGAACCACUCAGCUUUGAGUCCCUUGGUGAAGGUCUAAAGCAGCACAAUAUGGGCAAAGUCUAUUCCGGUUUAUAUGAGGUCCAAGGCCACAUCGUUCCCUUCCUGGUUGUCGUCAAGGUUGGCAAGCCUUCUGAGGUUUCCCGGCCUGGCAACCGUGGCAAGCGAGACUCCCAGAUGAUCAUCAUGCGCUUCCUCAACCGCGUUCACUACAACCUGGCCAUGAGUCCUCUAGAACUUGAGAUGUAUCAUCAAAUCCGGAACAUCAUUGGCGUGAACCCCACCUUCUACGAGUUCAUGCUGCAGAUCGACGCCGAUACGGUUGUGGCUCCCGACUCGGCAACACGCAUGGUCUCUGCAUUCCUAGACGACACUCGUCUUAUCGCUGUUUGCGGUGAGACGGCCUUGACUAACGCCAAGGCUUCUUUCAUUACUAUGAUUCAAGUUUACGAGUACUAUAUCUCACACAACUUGUCGAAGGCGUUUGAAAGCUUGUUUGGCUCUGUCACUUGUCUUCCCGGUUGUUUCUCCAUGUACCGAAUCCGCGCUGCUGAGACUGGCAAGCCUCUAUUUGUUAGCCGCGACGUUGUGGACAACUACGCCACUAUCCGUGUCGAUACUCUGCACAUGAAAAAUCUUCUACAUCUUGGUGAGGAUCGUUAUUUGACGACCCUAUUGCUUAAGUUCCAUUCUAAGUACAAGACCAAGUACAUCAUGAGGGCUCACGCCUGGACCAUUGCCCCUGAUUCCUGGAAGGUCUUCCUCUCUCAGAGACGUCGUUGGAUCAACUCGACCGUGCACAACUUGAUGGAACUUAUUCCUAUGCAACAACUUUGCGGUUUCUGCUGCUUCAGCAUGCGCUUCAUUGUGUUCGUUGACUUGUUGUCCACCGUUGUUCAACCAGUCACUCUUGCCUACAUUGUCUACCUCAUUGUCCUCGUGGUGCGGAAUCCAUCAGUCGUGCCUGUCACAGCAUUCAUUAUGCUUGGCGCCAUCUACGGUCUACAAGCCAUUAUCUUCAUCCUGCGUCGCAAGUGGGAGAUGAUUGGAUGGAUGAUCCUGUACAUGCUUGCUCUCCCAGUGUUCUCGUUUGGUCUUCCCCUCUAUGCCUUCUGGCACAUGGACGACUUCAACUGGGGCAAUACUCGUGUUGUCGCCGGCGAGAAGGGCAAGAAAGUCGUCAUCACCGACGAGGGCAAGUUCGAUCCGGCCUCCAUCCCACGCAAGAAGUGGGAGGAGUACCAGGCCGAGCUCUGGGAUGCUCAAACCAUCAAGGACGACGCCCGCUCUGAGGUCUCUGGCUUCAGCUACGCAACGAAGCCCAACGUCGCGGUGUCCGAAUAUGGCUGGCCGCCUUCCCGUCCUGGCUCCACCACUGGUUAUCCCAUGGGUGGCUACAGCGACAUGAAGCAACCGCCCAUGCCCAACAUCCCGCACUCAACGAGCCGCAUGUCUCUUGCCGCCUCCGAGAUGCAAGGCAACCGCAUGAGUCAGUUUGGCGGCUCGCAAUUCUUCGGCAACAGCCAGCAGGAGCUCGAGAUGGCGAAUCUGGCAGGUCUGCCCAGCGACGACGCGCUACUGGCGGAAAUCCGCGAGAUCCUCCGCACGGCAGAUCUGAUGACUGUCACCAAGAAGGGCGUCAAGCAGGAGCUGGAGAGACGCUUCGGUGUGCCUCUUGACGCGCGCAGGGCAUAUAUCAACAGUGCAACCGAGGCUUUGCUCUCUGGUCAGUUGUAG